This is a messenger RNA of Daphnia magna, 628 nucleotides long. Its product is annotated as transcription initiation factor TFIID subunit 13. The record is from RefSeq and is a predicted model, not a curated record. The transcript is spliced from 3 exons. Gene Ontology annotation, molecular function: protein heterodimerization activity. Gene Ontology annotation, biological process: transcription by RNA polymerase II. Gene Ontology annotation, cellular component: transcription factor TFIID complex. The coding region runs from base 77 to 520 and encodes 147 amino acids. Lineage: Eukaryota; Metazoa; Arthropoda; Branchiopoda; Diplostraca; Daphniidae.
UGCAGACGACAGACGGAAAGAGUUAGUUGACUUACAACAUUCAUUGCAAGUUUAGGAAAGUUCUCUGGUUACUCAAAUGUCUUCUCCUUCUUUAAAUACCUCAUUAACAUCAUCUCCCCAGAAAGAAAGAGAUAGCAAAGAAAGGGAAAAUCCUGAUGAAAACUUUGAUCAGUUUGAUGAUGAAGAAGCAGACUUGCACUAUGGAUCUACAUCAUCAGGCAGAAAACGUCUUUUUAGCAAAGAGCUCCGUUGCAUGAUGUUUGGAUUUGGUGAUGAUCAAAAUCCCUACACAGAAAGUGUUGAUUUGCUAGAAGACUUGGUCAUUGAAUACAUCACAGAAACGACACACAAGGCAAUGGAAACCGGACGGACGGGCCGUGUUCAAGUAGAAGACAUGGUAUUUUUGGUCCGAAAAGACACACGCAAAUUUGCUCGUGUCAAAGACCUCCUUACGAUGAACGAAGAACUGAAGAAGGCCCGUAAAGCUUUCGACGAAGUAAAAUAUGCUGGCGUUUCAUAAUCCUCUUGGACUAACCAGAAAACGCAUGGACCGUCUCUUGUGUAUAUCCCGCAGAAUCAAGCAACCUUUAAAAAAAUGAUAAUAAACAAUCGUAAUCUUUUUCAACUA